UUCACACUAUUUGCCGAUGAGAGACAAAAUGAUUUCUAUAUAACGGGUGAGUCAUAUGCGGGCAAAUACGUGCCGGCGAUCGCCUAUAAGAUACACUCCGAGGGAAAGGCAUCUAAUAUUAACCUAAAGGGCAUAGCCAUUGGGGACGGCCUUAUAGACCCGGUUAGCCAGUUCAAUUACGGCGCUUAUCUGUAUCAAAUCGGACUCCUGGAUGAAAAUCAAAGGGAAUAUGUGGACAAACAAGCUAAUAAAGCCAUUGAUUAUAUUAAUAAUAAAAAAUAUUUGGCACUGGAAACGACCCGACGUGCCAUACAUGUGGGGAACGUUACCUUCAAUGACGGCAAUAUAGCAAUGGAGCACUUGAUGGCAGAUAUUAUGCAGUCAACUAAGCCAUGGGUCACAACAUUAUUAGAUGCAAACUAUAAGGUGAUGUUAUACAACGGACAACUGGAUAUAAUAGUAGCCCCACCUCUCACUGAGAACUUCAUUGAAAGCAUAAAGUGGUCGAAAGCGAGUCAAUACAAGUCCACUGACAGACUCGUGUGGAAAGUGAGUGAUAAGGACACAGAAGUGGCCGGUUAUGCUAAUGUCAAACUGGAUGGCGAUGUCGGGGAACCACUGUUUUUGACGCCAUAUAUCGAGAGUGGACGGGUAGCUGAGGCACAGAAGUUGAGUCAAGUGUCAGGUCUGCCCUCAGCGCCCAAUAUUACCCACUAUUCCGGGUUUCUCACCGUUAAUAAGGAAUACAACAGUAAUAUGUUUUUCUGGUACUUCCCGGCACUGAAUGGAAACAAAUCUGCACCGGUAUUACUAUGGCUUGAGGGAGGACCAGGUUCAUCAUCAGUAUUCACACAGUUUGCACAACACGGGCCUAUCGUGUUGGAUAAGAAUCUUAAGCCAAGUCUUAGGGAAUACACGUGGGCUCAAGAAUUCUCUGUCAUAUACAUCGAUAAUCCAGUUGGCGCUGGAUUUAGCUUUACUGACAACGACCUAGGUUACGCCACUACUGAGUCUGAUGUGGCCCGGGAUCUCUACUCAGCCCUCCAGCAGUUUUUCACACUAUUUGCCGAUGAGAGACAAAACGAUUUCUAUAUAACGGGUGAGUCAUAUGCGGGGAAAUACGUGCCGGCGAUUGCCUAUAAGAUACACUCCGAGGGAAAGGCAUCUAAUAUAAACCUGAAAGGCUUAGUGAUUGGGGACGGACUGAUAGACCCGGUGUCCCAAUUUGACUAUGGACCAUUCCUAUACCAAAUUGGACUCCUGGAUGAGAAUCAAAGAGAUUACGUCAUUAAUGAAUCUACUAAAGCUGUUAGUUAUAUAAAUAAUAAAAAGUAUCUGGAUGCAUGGAAAAUAAAUGCAGAGGUGAUAUCAAAUGAGGGUUCAUACCUCAAAAAUAUGACUGGAUUGAAGUAUCAUUACAACUAUAUGACCUGUACCAUUUCCGAUGAGUUUUUCUAUUAUACGAAAUAUCUGGGACUGGAGGCUACCCGACGGGCCUUACAUGUAGGAAAUCUCACCUAUAAUGACGGGAAUAAAGUGUUCGCAAAGUUAACUAAUGAUUUGAUGCAAUCAGUGAAGCCAUGGCUGACCACACUUAUGGACGCAGACUAUAAGGUUAUUCUAUACAACGGACAACUGGACAUAAUAGUGGCGGCCACUCUCACUGAGAACUUCAUUCAAAGCAUAAAGUGGUCGAAAGCGAGUCAAUACAAGUCCGCUGACAGACUCGUGUGGAAAGUCAGUGAUAAGGACACAGAAGUGGCCGGUUAUGUAAGGGUUGUCCAUAACUUUUAUCAAGUGGUUAUACGAAACGGUGGUCACGCCAUAGCCUUUGAUCAGCCCAGGGCUACAUUGGAUAUCAUUUUAUUCAUAAUUCAUGGCUCGACAGCUCUUUUCGGUCGAAACACAUUUCUAUCACAUUCUGAGACUAAUGUCAAACUGGAUGGCGAUGUCGGGGAACCACUAUAUUUGACGCCAUACAUCGAGAGUGGACGGGUAGUUGAGGCACAGAAAUUGAGUCGAGUGUCAGGUCUGCCCUCAGCGCCCAAUAUUACUCACUUUUCCGGGUUUCUCACUAUUAAUAAGGAAUACAACAGUAAUAUGUUUUUCUGGUACUUCCCGGCACUGAAUGGAAACAAAUCUGCACCGGUAUUACUAUGGCUUGAUGGAGGUCCAGGUGCUUCAUCACUAUUCUCACAGUUUGCACAGCACGGGCCUAUUGUGUUGGAUAAGAAUCUUAAGCCAAGUCUUAGGGAAUACACCUGGGCGAAGGAAUUCUCUGUCAUAUACAUCGAUAAUCCAGUUGGCACUGGCUUUAGCUUCACUGACAAUGACCUAGGUUACGCUACAACUGAGUCUGAUGUGGCCCGGGAUCUCUACUCAGCCCUCCAGCAGUUUUUCACACUAUUUGCCGAUGAGAGACGAAACGAUUUCUAUAUAACGGGUGAGUCAUAUGCGGGCAAAUACGUGCCGGCGAUCGCCUAUAAGAUACACUCCGAGGGAAAGACAUCUAAUAUAAAGCUGAAGGGCUUAGCCAUUGGGAACGGAUGGGUAGACCCGGUGUCCCAAUCGGAUUACGGACCAUUUUUAUAUCAAAUCGGACUCUUGGAUGAGAAUCAACGAGAUUAUGUUGUCAGGGAAACUAAUAAAAUCAUUGACUAUAUAAAUAAUAAAAAGUAUCUAGAUGCAUCGAAAAUAAGUGAUGAGUUGAUAUCUAGUGACAACUCGUACAUCAAAAAUAUGACAGGAUUGAAACAUCAUUACAACUAUAUGACCUGUACCAUUCCCGAUGAGUUUUCCAAUUAUGAGAUAUAUCUGGGACUGGAGUCUACCCGAAAUGCCAUACAUGUGGGGAAUGUCACCUUCAAUGAUGGGAAUAAAGUGUUCGCUAAAUUAGCCAAUGAUGAGAUGCAAUCAGUGAAGCCAUGGCUGACCACACUUAUGGACGCAGACUAUAAGGUUAUUCUAUAUAAUGGUCAACUGGACAUAAUAGUAGCCCCACCUCUCACUGAGAACUUCAUCGAAAGCAUAAAGUGGUCGAAAGCGAGUCAAUACAAGUCCGCUGACAGACUCGUGUGGAAAGUGAGUGAUAAGGACACAGAAGUGGCCGGUUAUGUAAGGGUUGUCCAUAACUUUUAUCAAGUGAUUAUACGAAAUGGUGGACAUGUCGUAGCCUUUGAACAGCCCAGGGCUACAUUGGAU
This is a messenger RNA of Oppiella nova, 3201 nucleotides long. NCBI's taxonomy places the organism in Eukaryota, Metazoa, Arthropoda, Arachnida, Sarcoptiformes, Oppiidae. The record is from the annotation of a GenBank genome assembly.